This is a messenger RNA of Melanotaenia boesemani (Boeseman's rainbowfish), 1464 nucleotides long. It is a transcript of the gene snapc1b, whose product is annotated as small nuclear RNA activating complex, polypeptide 1b. Lineage: Eukaryota; Metazoa; Chordata; Actinopteri; Atheriniformes; Melanotaeniidae. Bases 21 to 1190 code for a protein of 389 amino acids. Gene Ontology annotation, biological process: snRNA transcription by RNA polymerase III; snRNA transcription by RNA polymerase II. Gene Ontology annotation, molecular function: sequence-specific DNA binding. Gene Ontology annotation, cellular component: snRNA-activating protein complex. The transcript has 11 exons. The record is from RefSeq and is a predicted model, not a curated record.
GCAGCUUGGAGUUGACAGUGAUGAUGAUGGAGCCAAACCAGACGAUGACGAAGACCUGGAUGAGGAACCAACAUCACCAAGACCUGAACCAGGACUGGUUGCAGUUGGCUUUCACGUGGGCCCGGUUCUGGGUAGGACCUGAGAUGGACUUGUGGAAGAAACGGGUGAAGUCAGACUGCGAGGAGCUGCUGAGCCGCUUCCAGCAAACAGACUCGGUUCGCUUUGAGGUUUUCAGCAGCAUUUGGAGGGAAAUGAAGUUCUCUCAUAUUUUUUACGGGACCGUCGCCCACAAGAGACGGACAUUCAGCCGCCUGGUUCUGGACACGGCUUACUGCUAUCUCCUGCCACCUUUCAGCUUCCAGAUCCGUGUGGGAGGUCUUUACCUGCUGUACAGUUUGUAUCAGAGCCAGACGGCCUCGCCCCAGGAGCAGAUUCGUCUGGCCCUGAAGGACUGGGAUGAUGUCAAGAAGUUUGAGAAAGAUGCUGUGGAUGCUCAGCACUUUGACGUCGUCUACAUCAUCCAGCAGCUGAUGUUCUGCAAAGCUUUCCACUUCACAGCCAUGCCCACUGUGCUUUUCUUCAAGAAGAACAGGAACCCUGAGAAGUCUGUGCUGUGCGAGCGGUUCCUGGAGCGAGCGUGCCGUCCCCAGGAGUUGAUCAACAUAGAUCUGCUGGAGGAAAUGUCCAACAUUCAUGAAAUGUACGAGAAGAUGAAGACGUCGGCCAUUUGUCGGGCGGAUUCUUCUGUAAAUCUGCUUCGUAAAGACGCUGUCUCUCAGCUUCGCAGCACCGUGAUGGACUUCUACAAGUGGCAGCGAAGUAAGGACAGCGUUGACGAGGCUGAAGACGGUAACGAGGCCACAUCUUCACAGCAGGAGUGCUCGAAGAGAGCCGAGCUCCUCGCCUCCAUCAAGUCUAAGGCCUUCGGAGAAGCAGCGGAGACGUCCAAGUCGAGGCGUCAUCGUCAGGUGGAGAUGGAUGGCGCUGAGCCCGGACCGGGCCCCGCCUCGCUUCGCGCCAGAAUAACCAAACCCUCACUCAAAUCCAGAACCAAGGAGGCCGUCCGGAUCUCAGGUGACGUGUGGAAAGAAGCGGAUUCAACCACUCAGAUAAACCGUCUGGUCUCGCUGGAAAGCUGCAGCAUCACCGCAGGAAACACAAAGAUGAAGAAAAGAUUCAAGAGGGAGUGAAAGAGAAGACUUAAUCGGCCUUUUCACAGGUUUUACCAGCAUUUGCUCUAAGUUUGAUAAUGCCACAGAUAGCAGAUACGUAGCAUGUGUACUAAUGAUGGAGAUAGUACACCACAGUACAGUUUUCUUUUACAAGUAUUUAUCAUAGACAUACAGUUUUAAAGCAGUUUUACCCUGAUGGUUUUACCUGUGCAGCUGCUUCUGCUGCAGCUUGGUGUUUCUACCAACGAUGAAAUAUUUCACUGUUUCAUAUAUAAAAUACUUUGUACUCUCA